CGCAAUUAAAGACGGAUUUUCUGCGUAACGUAUGCUUGUAAUUCCUUGACUCCUCUCUGUCUCUCUGUAGGAGCUGCUGCUGCUGCUUCUUCUUCUGCUUGAACGCGCGGUGAGUUCCCGCUUCUUCUGUCUCUCUGUCUCUCAAAGAUUUCCCGGCGCAGAUUGAUUCCUCUCAAGCAUGAGCGAAAGUGAGAUUCCGUCUCUGAUCUCUCUGUGCAUAGACGCAAUCAAAACAGACCUGCUUCGCGGAGAUGAUCUUCUUCCGAUUAUCCAUGAGCUUCCUUCGGACUUGCUCCAUCUUCUGGUCUCGCGGUUGCCUCCAUUCGCCCUACACAAGCUACAGAGAGCAAUGCCUUUUGAUGACCGAGAAGACGAGUUUUCUGAUGAAUGCCUCGGAAAUAGUAGAAAGCGAGGAAGGUCUGCAAGGUCAGGGAAUUUCAACAAGGCAUGGAGAAAUUUGUUUAAAUCGCGGUGGCCGGAGCUUGGCAGUAGGAUUGAACCGCCUGACUGGCAGCAGAUCUAUUGGGAAACUCAUCUGCAAAAUUGUCUAGAUGAAGUAGCAGAGCUAGCUUCGCUGCCCUCAUUUGAUGGGUGCCUUGGUGAAAUCAAGAUUUCAGACUCUUUGUUGGAAUUGAUAGGUUGUGAGGGUGACAUGGCUACUUCAACUUGUGAAUAUUCCAAACUAUAUCACCAUUGUCUACACUUUGGUUACUUUGUGCAAUGCCUGAGACUUCAAAAUGUUUUCUGUGAUGAAGAAAUUUGUCACCUAUUGAGGAACAGCAAAUUGCAGAGCUUGGAACUAAGGUGGAUAAGAUCCAAGGAGCAUAUUACUGGAUUAUGCAAGCUUCUCAACCAGAACAGUGAAAGUUUAACGUCGCUUGAAUUCAUUCACUGUACACUUUCUUCAGCUUCUAUCACAGCAAUUUGUAGUUCUCUAUCCCCAAAGAGUUUGCAAGCACACGAAAUAAAACACUUCUCAAUCAACACAACAAAGUUUCUUGAAACUAACCAAUCUUCUGUACCUAUCGAACUUGUGUCAUUUUUAUCUUCAGGAAGGUCCUUGUAUUCUUUGAAACUCUCUGACAACCACCUUGGCCAAAAAUUUGUGGAAGUGGUAUUUAGUACGCUUCUCAAUGCUUCGUCCGGUCUAUCCAUCCUUGACCUUUCAGAAAACAAUAUAUCAGGCUGGCUUUCUGAACUCUAUAGGAGAUCACGAAAUAACCCCCCAACACCUUUAGGAGUUGGAAAGUCCUUGCAAUCAUUACGGGUGCUCAAUUUAAGGGGAAACAAUCUCAACAAAGAUGAUGCAGAUGACCUUAGAUAUGCUCUUGUUCAUAUGCCUAACUUGGAGGUCCUGGAUAUGAGUGAUAAUCCUAUUGAGGAUGUUGGAAUCAGGAGUUUAAUUCCCUUUUUUAUGGAAGCUUCUGAAAAAUGCACUCCCUUUGUUGAUUUAAUGUUGGAGAACUGUGAGCUUUCCUGUCAUGGAGUGACUCAACUUAUAAAAACCCUUUCUAGCCUAAGCAGACCAUUGAAGUCCCUAUCUGUUGCAGAUAAUGAUCUUGGCAGUCAAGUAGCAGCAGCUUUGGGAGAACUUUUGUGCACGUCCAUUCAAGUACUCAAUGUUGGAGGUAUUGGAUUAGGUUCAUCUGGUUUUCGGGUACUACAAGAAGAACUUACUAAAGAGUUGAAGCUAGUGGAGAUCAACAUAAGCAAAAACCGCGGAGGAGUUGAAACUGCAAAUUUUUUGUCAAAGCUCAUGUCAAAGGCUCCCGAACUUGUUACAGUCAAUGCUGCAUAUAAUCUUAUGCCUGUAGAAUCCUUGACCACCAUAUGCUUUGCCAUUAAAAAUGCAAAAGGUAGUCUUCGGCAUUUGGACUUGAGCGGAAAUCCUUGGGACUAUAAGCCAGUUUAUGCUUCUAUGCUUGCCGACAUCCAAUCUAUUGAAAGGCUUGUUUUGAUUCUUCCAUCUCUUACCCCAGAUGCACCCUAUGACGCUGACCCAUAGAGGGUUGGCUCAUGAUGCAAUUUCUUCAACCAUUGUUAUGCAAAGUAACCCACUGGAGUUGCCACUUUCCCUGCUGUGGAAAAAAAGUAUGCAGCAGAGCACACUACUAUUUCUGAUCCUAGGUGUUUAUUACCAUACGUCAAAGAGACACCAGUAGCUGUGGUUGCAAAAUCAUGCCUUGGAGUCAUUGGCUUUACUGGCUAUCCAAAUUUACUCCAUCACCUAUGUAGCUAUUGAUUUGUUAAUCUAUUAUGGCUAAAAGAAAAAUCAUUCGUUUAUUAAAUGACUAGCUGGUCAUGAAGAAAUUGGUGACAGAAGCUGAGAUUAACAUCAGUUUCUGAGAUGAUUAAUGAAAACACACUUCAGCAUUUUAGUACACUGAUCCCUACAAAUGGGAACCAAGCU
Messenger RNA from Rosa chinensis, 2410 nucleotides. RefSeq names its product protein NLRC3. NCBI's taxonomy places the organism in Eukaryota, Viridiplantae, Streptophyta, Magnoliopsida, Rosales, Rosaceae. Bases 179 to 2005 code for a protein of 608 amino acids. Gene Ontology annotation, molecular function: protein binding. The transcript is spliced from 18 exons. The record is from RefSeq and is a predicted model, not a curated record.